This is a messenger RNA of Monomorium pharaonis (pharaoh ant), 557 nucleotides long. RefSeq lists its product as uncharacterized. Lineage: Eukaryota; Metazoa; Arthropoda; Insecta; Hymenoptera; Formicidae. The transcript is spliced from 2 exons. The coding region runs from base 9 to 557 and encodes 182 amino acids. The record is from RefSeq and is a predicted model, not a curated record.
CAGGAUUUAUGGUUCAUGAUGUCGAUUUAAAAAGAUGGGCUUUACAAGCUCAAGAAGAAAUAGGAAAUGUAAUUCCUAUAUUUAAAGCAUCUCACAGCUGGAUAUCAAGAUUCAAGAAAUCCCACCGAAUUGUUUCAAGAAAAGUUACAAAGUUUGUAACUAAAAGAACAGUGGAAGAUUCUAUUGAUUUACAAAAUUCAGCAAAUAAUUUUUUAAAAACAGUAAAACCACUUAUUGAACAGUUUGGAGCAGAAAAUGUUUAUAAUUUUGAUCAAAGUAGUUUUCAAUUAGAAAUGCAUUCUGGAAGAUCAUUGUUUCCUAAAGGAAUAAAAAAAGUAGAGCGUAUCGUACAAUCUGUGUCAUCAACAACCCAUUCAUACACGAUACAACCAAUAAUAUCAUGUAAUGGUAAUUUGCUGUCACCUUUAUUUAUUGUUUUGAAAGAAGCUAACGGCGAAUUUGGACCAAGAGUACAAGAAACUUUAUUUAAACCAACAAAUGUUAUUGUAAAAGCAUCGAAAUCUGGUAAAAUGACAUCAGAUCAUUUUAAAAUGUAG